Molecule: messenger RNA, 877 nt
Organism: Guyanagaster necrorhizus
Lineage: Eukaryota; Fungi; Basidiomycota; Agaricomycetes; Agaricales; Physalacriaceae
Exons: 7
Coding region: 136-816 (226 amino acids)
Biological process (GO): proton transmembrane transport
Cellular component (GO): proton-transporting V-type ATPase, V0 domain
Molecular function (GO): proton-transporting ATPase activity, rotational mechanism
Source: RefSeq, a predicted model, not a curated record
CUUCAAGAUGCAAUUAGUCGAACGUCAGUCAUCCAGGCCCAGUCAUUGCUGCUUACCGCGUCAGAUAUUCAUGAAAUCCUUUGAGCAAGUGGUACAUGGAAGAGUAGCAACAGCCUUAGAUCCAAACACAGCACAAUGACGAGACCGCUGAUUUCGACGUUCCACCCUUCAUUCAUCAUGGGGUACUUUUCUUACGGUCUACCCUCGUUUCUUGUUCUUGUAAUUGCUCUGUAUAUUCUACUUACUGGCUCGGGAGAGGCAUUCAACGUUGGUCGAUUUUUGGAGGAAACAAGUCCCUAUGCCUGGGCAGCGACUGGCAUUGGCCUUGAUAUAGGCUUGAGCGUAUUGGGUGCAGGAUGGGGUAUAUUCGUCACUGGUGCAUCUAUCCUCGGUGGAGGUGUCAGGGCGCCUCGUAUCAGCACAAAGAACCUCAUUAGCAUCAUAUUCUGCGAAGUCGUCGCGAUAUACGGCGUCAUCAUUGGAAUUGUAUACUCAGCUAAAAUCACCUCAGUUGCAGACUCAGUUCUGUAUACGCGAGACAACUACUACACCGGUUUUGCUCUCUUCUGGGGCGGCCUGACGGUCGGCGCAUGUAACCUUCUUUGCGGUAUCUGUGUAGGAAUUACCGGGUCUACCGCUGCACUAUCAGAUGCCGCGGACCCCAAUCUAUUCGUCAAAAUCUUGGUUGUCGAGGUUUUUGGCAGUAUCAUGGGGCUUUUUGGUUUGAUUACCGGUCUGCUUAUGGUCAGUGCUGCCAAUGAUUUCGCAGCACCUGCAGCUGCUGCGGAAGCCAUAGUCUCACCCUUUGUACAUUGAUUUUCGACGGAACUAGAUACCGAUAUAUCCAAUGCAUAAUAAUUCGCUGCUGCUUCCAAUC